GGCGGAAGGGGCAGGGCCGCGGCGGACAGCCGGCGCCGCCGCGGGGCCCCGACGCCGGCGGCGCCAUGGUGAACCUGGGGCUCCGGCGGGUGGAGGACAGCGUCGCCGCCAAGCACCCGGCGCUGCAGCAGUACGCGGCCUGCCAGUCCCACGCCUUCCUCAAGGGCAUCGGCACCUUCGUGGCAGGCACGGGAGCCGCCUUCGCCCUGCAGAAGCUGCUGAACAAGAAGCUGCCCUACACCCUGCAGUGGAACCUGCUGCUGUCCGCGGUUGCAGGAUCCCUUGCCAGCUAUGUGGUAACCAGAGCUGAGACGCAGAAAUGCUCCGACUUCUGGAUUUUCCUGGAGACAGGCAAGUCCCCACAGGACCGUGCCACGGCUGACAGGAUGUCUCAGCCCCCAGAACAUAUACACAGCCCAGAGGAUGGAGAAACUGUGGCACUACCAGUAAGGAGGAACAAGUAUGGGGAUGUUGUGGAGUAGCCAGUGGAGUGUGCAGCACCAUGCCUGAGUCUUGUUGCAGUUCUGUUUUCAUCCCGUCUUGUCUGCACAACCUGCCGCUGCCUGUGAGACUGGUGGGGGUUGUAGAACUGCCUCCAGGAGUUUGGAUGUUGUGAGAGUAUGGUGGAGGCAAGAUUGCAUUCCAGGUGGCCUCUAUGUGAUCAUCACACAUGAGAUAUGCAAUAAAAGUCCAGAGCUACAA
This is a messenger RNA of Rhea pennata, 702 nucleotides long. It is a transcript of the gene TMEM141, whose product is annotated as transmembrane protein 141. The record is from RefSeq and is a predicted model, not a curated record. Lineage: Eukaryota; Metazoa; Chordata; Aves; Rheiformes; Rheidae. The transcript has 5 exons. Bases 66 to 482 code for a protein of 138 amino acids.